Messenger RNA from Pimephales promelas (fathead minnow), 685 nucleotides. NCBI's taxonomy places the organism in Eukaryota, Metazoa, Chordata, Actinopteri, Cypriniformes, Leuciscidae. The record is from RefSeq and is a predicted model, not a curated record.
CUGAGCUAUAUCUCGAACGUCGUCAAGAAAAAUGUUUAAUUAUUGGCGUGUUUCAGGUUGUACUAAUAGGAAAAACCGAGAAAAACAUUUGGGAUAUUAUCGACUUCCAAAAUUUAUUAAAAACCAAGGAGAGGAAUGCCAGAAGUUAUCAGAGGAAAGGAGGCGCUUGUGGUUGGCAAAGCUCAACCAACAUCUACGAGGGAAAAAUCUGCACAAUAUCCGGAUUUGUUCGGCACAUUUCUUGUCAGGUAAGAAGUCUGACCUUUACCAAAAGGAUGACCCAGAUUUUGUGCCAUCUGUUGGACUGACAGGUCAGCAAGGAGGUUCACCUCAGUCAACCAAAGAAACAGGGAACUCAAGCUACAAACGUCGCAUGACUCUAACCCAGCUGAAGCUGCUACUGCUUCUAGUGCUGCUGAGACUGAUGAUGACCCCACCACAAGUGAUUGUCAGCAACAAUUUUUGCUGCAUAGGGACUCAAACUGAAUUGACUGGUGAUGUCAUUGAGGGUAUGACCAAUGAACUUCAAAAUCUUAGAACUGAAAACAUUCAGUUGAGCUCUGAUGUUGCACAUGUGUCCACUUCCUAUGACCAAAGUGCCUUUGUUGACAAGGAUGAAAAGGUUUUAUUUUUUCACUGGCCUACCUACAUACCAGAUACUGUUAGUAUUAUUCACAUUCCUUAG